UGACCGGCGCCUGCUCUGGCAGCCGCGCGGGGCUGCGGCGUGGGAAAGAGCGGCGAGGAGGCGACAGGCGACGGCGCCGCGCUGCGCCGCGCGGGUCCCGGCGGAGGAGGAGGCGGCGAGGGGCGGCGCGAUGAAGCGCCCGUGCGAGGAGACGACCUCGGAGAGCGACAUGGACGAGACGAUCGACGUUGGGAGCGAAAACAACUACUCCGGGCAAAGCGCUAGCUCUGUGAUUAGACCGAAUUCUCCAACAACAACAUCUCAAAUUAUGGCAAGAAAGAAAAGAAGAGGGAUUAUAGAGAAAAGGCGUCGGGAUCGGAUAAAUAACAGUUUAUCUGAGCUGAGACGACUGGUGCCAACCGCUUUUGAAAAGCAAGGCUCUGCAAAGUUAGAGAAAGCUGAGAUACUGCAAAUGACAGUGGAUCACUUGAAGAUGCUCCAGGCAACGGGUGGUAAGGGCUACUUUGACGCCCACGCUCUCGCCAUGGACUUCAUGAGCAUCGGAUUCCGAGAGUGUCUCACCGAGGUGGCCCGGUACCUGAGCUCCGUGGAGGGCCUGGACUCCUCCGACCCACUGCGCGUGCGCCUUGUCUCCCACCUUAGCACGUGCGCCACCCAGCGGGAGGCGGCGGCGAUGACCUCGUCCGCGGCGCACGCUCACCACGCUCUGCACCCGCACCACUGGGCGGCCGCCUUCCACCACCUGCCCGCCGCGCUGCUGCACCCGGACGGACUGCACCCUGCCGAGGCCACGCCCUGCCGCCUCGCCACCGCCUCGGAGGUUCCCCCCGCGCACGGCUCCGCGCUGCUCACGGCCACUUUCGCCCACGCGGAUUCCGCCCUGCGCAUGCCGUCCGCGGGCGGCGUGGCCCCCUGCGUGCCGCCCCUGUCCACCUCGCUGCUGUCGCUGUCGGCCACUGUACACGCAGCAGCUGCCGCUGCGACCGCCGCAGCGCACGGCUUCCCGCUGUCCUUUGCCGGUGCCUUCCCUGUGCUGCCCCCGAGUGCUGCGGCGGCCGUGGCGGCCACGCUCAGCCCGCCCCUGGCGGUGGCGGCGGCCAGCCCCCCGCGGCCCGGCGCGGGGCCCAGCAAGCCCUACCGGCCCUGGGGCACCGAGGUGGGCGCCUUUUGAGCCGCGCCGUGCGCCAAGCUGUGAGCUCCGCGUAGGACGGGAGUGUGCGGCCACUGGCCUCGCUCUGGACCUGUGGGUUUGUCCUCUUCUCUGCUUAAAAAAAAAAAAAAAGGAACAGCCUGCCCCCGCCCUCGCCCUCUUGGUGAUCCUCACGCUGGGAAGCCGUGGACGUCUCCAUCCAGCCGGGUACGAGCGCAUCGGCGUGGGGAAGGGAUGCGCCACCAAGGAGCUCUGCGGAACCGAGACGGGCGGGCUGGAAGACCUGGCUCUGAGUUCAUGGGCGGGAGGUGGCCCAGUCAACGUGGCGCUCCAGCAGGGGACGUGCAGGGUCCUGGGGCGCCGCUGGAGGCAACUUCCUGGCCAGGAGACGCGGCUGCGGCUGCGGCUGCGGCUGCGGCUGCCGCUGCGCCGUUUGCUUUCGGUGCAGCCUUGCCAAGCAGUGACCUCCAGCGGCGCACAGGAGCAAGCCGUUCCUGUCAGUGCCUGGAUUAGCAAGCCUUCCUGCUCUGCCCCAGCCGCAGGCAUGGAGGCAGGGUCAGAGUCCUCCCCAACUGUGCUGCCUUUCCCCGGCCCUGCGCCUUGCAUUUCUGUGUGCACUGGGCGCACCUGCGCGCUUUGCACCUCCUGGUUCACGCCCACAUGCAAACACUGUCCAGUUUGCAAGCAUUCGCAUUAAUUUAUUGUUUCAUUUUGACUAUUUCUUACCUAUUUAGCCUCUUCACUCCCACCCCAUAACAUGUAACAGCCAUUCUUGUCACACGUGCGGGGCAGAUGCUGCAUUUCUGGGGGUGAAAGGACGAGGAGAGCUCGCACGGAAGGAGAAAAGCCACCACAUCGAACUGUCCUUGGUCACGCUAGGGGCCGCGCCAGAUCCCAAACCAAGAUGAAUGUAUGCAAAGGGCUGUACAUAAAUUAUUUCUGUCCGUGCCUAGACUAGUGCUACAUAAUGACGUUUUGGUUUUGGUUUUGGAUUUUUUUAAAAUGACAAAAUAAUCUCUUAAUACAUUGAAAUUGAGCACAUGAGAUUUUAUAUUUGAAAGAUAAAGACACAGCAUGUAUUAUUCUUAUGCACUUCAUUUCUCUGCUGUGUGGGGAAAGCAAUAAAUACGAGAAUGUUAAACAUUAUGCAAAAUUAUACUUUUAAAUAUUUGCCUGAAAGUGACUGUACCUAGUCUUUUGCAGUACUUUGUAACCUUUUUCUAUGCAAAGAAGUCUACGUAUGACUAAUUAAAUGAAGUCCUUUUUGACGUUUUA
Molecule: messenger RNA, 2386 nt
Organism: Cavia porcellus (domestic guinea pig)
Lineage: Eukaryota; Metazoa; Chordata; Mammalia; Rodentia; Caviidae
Gene: Hey2
Product: hes related family bHLH transcription factor with YRPW motif 2
Exons: 5
Coding region: 131-1132 (333 amino acids)
Biological process (GO): Notch signaling pathway; regulation of transcription by RNA polymerase II; anterior/posterior pattern specification
Cellular component (GO): nucleus
Molecular function (GO): DNA-binding transcription factor activity, RNA polymerase II-specific; RNA polymerase II cis-regulatory region sequence-specific DNA binding; protein dimerization activity
Source: RefSeq, a predicted model, not a curated record